Messenger RNA from Cricetulus griseus (Chinese hamster), 298 nucleotides. The record is from RefSeq and is a predicted model, not a curated record. Lineage: Eukaryota; Metazoa; Chordata; Mammalia; Rodentia; Cricetidae.
AUUGAAGUCAUGGCUGGUGCAGAAAGUGAUAGCCAAUUCCAUUUCACUGGUAUUAAAAAGUAUUUCAACUCUUACACUCUCACAGGUAGAAUGAAUUGUGUACUGGCCACAUACGGAGGCAUUGCUUUGUUGGUUUUAUACUUCAAGUUAAGGCCUAAAAAAACCCCAGCUGUGAAAGCAUCGUAAAUGGAUUUUGAAAUGUCUAACCUCAUCUAUUAAGUCCCAUACCUGAAGAAGCUGAUGUCAACUCAUCAUCAUGUAAUACUCAAUUUGUACAAUAAAUUAUGAACCUGGAAAA